GCGCAUCGCGGUUAUUUACUUUCCGGUUCAGUAAAUAGUCCUUGUGCAGAUCGAUUUAGAUGGAAGGGGCGAGUCCUGGUUAGACGGGUUAAUGGUAGGUUAAACGUAACUGAAAGACUAACUUUUUUAUUUUUAUUAUUAUUAUUAUUAUUAUUAUUAUUAUUAUUGAAAAGAGAAACAGCUACAGCAACAGGCGCCUGAGAUGGCAGAGCCUGAAUGCACAGAAACUUCCACCGAAGAGCUUAAUGUGAAACAAGGGGAGGAGGCAGCAGUGGAGGAUGAACAGCCUUGGGAGGAAGACAUUGAGGAAGAGGAAGAGGACGAGGAGGCACUGCCUCACUCGGAAUUCUUGGAUAUCUUUGAAGAAGGAUUGGCCCUCUUAGUGCAAGAUCCCCUUCUAUGUGACCUGCCCAUUCAGGUGACCUUAGAGGAGGUGAACUCCCAGGUGGCUCUGGAGUAUGGCCAGGCCAUGACUGUCCGCGUGUGCAAGGCUGAUGGAGAAGUCAUGCCCGUGGUGGUAGUGCAGAACGCCACGGUUCUGGAGCUAAAGAAGGCCAUCCGCAGGUUUGUGGAGCUGAAGCAGCAACGAGAGGGCGGAGUCCAGCACAUCAGCUGGAGGUACAUGUGGCGGACAUACCACCUGGUGUUCAAGGGUGAGAAGCUGGAGGACGACAAGACAAAGCUGAAAGACUAUGGGAUACGGAACCGGGAUGAAGUGACCUUCAUGAAGAAGCUGAGGAGGAAGUGAACGCUGGUGAGGUAUCACUUGCCGUGCGUCUCUGGAACCUGGAUCUCGCAUGUGUCCCAUCGUCUGACUUCAGCACUGUCGCGUUUCAAGUACAGAAAACGGAGGAGCCGCUGGACUACUGACGUUCUGCUCCAGACCGCCGGACAGCAUCUAGAAACGCGUUGAAAGACACAGGGAGCCUUGUGCUGCUGUGACAUUGUGUAUAUCACUUUUGUAUUAAAUUUUUUAUGCUAUGAGGCUGUAACAGACAUUUUUUGGUAAAAAAACAUCCAAUGUAAAGUUUGAAAAUUUUAAUAAAACUUUUAAAAAGUUAA
Messenger RNA from Paramormyrops kingsleyae, 1062 nucleotides. It is a transcript of the gene snrnp25, whose product is annotated as small nuclear ribonucleoprotein 25. Gene Ontology annotation, molecular function: protein binding. Gene Ontology annotation, cellular component: U12-type spliceosomal complex. Gene Ontology annotation, biological process: mRNA splicing, via spliceosome. Lineage: Eukaryota; Metazoa; Chordata; Actinopteri; Osteoglossiformes; Mormyridae. The record is from RefSeq and is a predicted model, not a curated record.